Messenger RNA from Mandrillus leucophaeus (drill), 2506 nucleotides. It is a transcript of the gene IST1, whose product is annotated as increased sodium tolerance 1 homolog (yeast). Bases 226 to 1320 code for a protein of 364 amino acids. NCBI's taxonomy places the organism in Eukaryota, Metazoa, Chordata, Mammalia, Primates, Cercopithecidae. The transcript has 10 exons. Gene Ontology annotation, biological process: protein transport. The record is from RefSeq and is a predicted model, not a curated record.
GGAAACCAAGGGAAGGUGCCCCGAGUCAGCGCGUGGGUCCCGGCAGCGGCGAUCGCGCAGCCAAUCCCUAGGAAGGAGGGCGUGGCUAUCUCGGCGCCGUGGAUCCCUCCGCUCGUGCUUGCUGCUCUGAGGCCGAGGAGCCGCCAUUUUGGAUGCUGAACCCGGAUUCUGAAGUCGGUGUUUGCUGCAUUCACGGCAGGAUUCGGUUAGGAGGAACAGCACAGCAUGCUGGGCUCUGGAUUUAAAGCUGAGCGCUUAAGAGUGAAUUUGAGAUUAGUCAUAAAUCGCCUUAAACUAUUGGAGAAAAAAAAAACGGAACUGGCCCAGAAAGCGAGAAAGGAGAUUGCUGACUAUCUGGCUGCUGGGAAAGAUGAACGAGCUCGGAUCCGUGUUGAGCACAUUAUCCGGGAAGACUAUCUCGUGGAGGCCAUGGAGAUCCUGGAGCUGUACUGUGACCUGCUGCUGGCUCGGUUUGGCCUUAUCCAGUCUAUGAAGGAACUAGAUUCUGGUCUGGCUGAAUCUGUGUCUACAUUGAUCUGGGCUGCUCCUCGACUCCAGUCAGAAGUGGCUGAGUUGAAAAUAGUUGCUGAUCAGCUCUGUGCCAAGUAUAGCAAGGAAUAUGGCAAGCUAUGUAGGACCAACCAGAUUGGAACUGUGAAUGACAGGCUAAUGCACAAGCUGAGUGUGGAAGCCCCACCCAAAAUCCUGGUGGAGAGAUACCUGAUUGAAAUUGCGAAGAAUUACAAUGUACCCUAUGAACCUGACUCUGUGGUCAUGGCGGAAGCUCCUCCUGGGGUAGAUACAGAUCUUAUUGAUGUUGGAUUCACAGAUGAUGUGAAGAAAGGAGGCCCUGGAAGAGGAGGGGGUGGUGGGUUCAUAGCACCAGUUGGUGGACCUGAUGGAACGGUGCCAAUGCCAAUGCCCAUGCCCAUGCCAUCUGCAAAUACGCCUUUCUCAUAUCCACUGCCAAAGGGACCUUCAGAUUUCAAUGGAUUGCCAAUGGGGACUUUUCAGGCCUUUCCCAAUAUUCAUCCACCUCAGAUACCAGCAACUCCCCCAUCGUAUGAAUCUGUAGAUGACGUUAAUGCUGAUAAGAAUAUCUCUUCUGCACAGAUUGUUGGUCCUGGACCCAAGCCAGAAGCCUCUGCAAAGCUUCCUUCCAGACCUGCGGAUAACUAUGACAACUUUGUCCUACCAGAGUUGCCAUCUGUGCCAGACACACUACCAACUGCAUCUGCUGGUGCCAGCACCUCAGCAUCUGAAGACAUUGACUUUGAUGAUCUUUCCCGGAGGUUUGAAGAGCUGAAAAAGAAAACAUAGGUCUCUUAAACCAGGCAACUUUCACAUUCUGGGAGUUGAGACUGAGCAAUUUCUCCUUGUAACAAAGAAUCUCCAUGAAAUUCCGUUUUCAUCUGUUAACUGUCACUGAGCACAACACUCCUCCUCUGGGCUCUCUUCCUGCUCCUCCAGAUUCUGCUGCUUUCCAGUUCUCUGUUGAUCUUGAGACUAACAACUGGAGACUGAGGCCGGAGCAGCUGACUCCUGGCAGCUGUGCUUGUCUGUUUCCUGUCAGAGUGAUCCCAGGUUUCCUCCUGGCCCGUCCCAUGGUCCCUCCACAGGAGCGUGAGAGGAUGGGGAAGCACUGUGGGGAGACCACCAAAGAUGGCUGGACAGUGGGAGAGAGCACGUCGUGAAGCAUCCCAGCCUCGUGUUGAGGUUGCAGACUUAGAAACAAACCUCUCUGUACAGGGGGAUUGUGAGUGAGAAUCAAGGCCACAGUGUGUAUUUUCUCACUCUCGAAUGCAAGUGGGAGAGAGAAAGUGACUCAGGACGCCAUUGUAACUGUUCCUGGAAGCUGGGCCCUCUCAUUGGCAUACACACUACUCCUUGCCGCAGGGCACCAUCCCACCGGGAUCCAGUUGCAAAGUUUGUCUCCACAGUUGAAGGCCUCGCUUAGAUGUACUGGAUUCUCAGGGAGCCCUCUGUGGCCUUUUUGCUUUGAGUGCUGUGUUCCCCUUGUACCAGAGGGCGGCACUGUGGAAAUUGUUUUCCCCGUAGCAUAUUCUGUUGGAUUGCAUUACUGGCAGAGAAAGGACAAGUUGCCAUUCAAGUCUAGGGUGGGCUUCCAGCUGCCUUAAUAGAAGUACUCAAGUCUUUUGGGUAGUGAGCUGGAAAGUCUACAGGAAAAGAGGGGUACCUGUUUUCAUUUGAAAACUUUGAUUCAUGGAACCUUUAAAACUAAUCUCAGAUAAAUUUUUGGUGCCCAUGCGGCUGUAGUUGUUCACUGCUUUCCUGGAUGGAUGGGACUCUCAUGUUGUAACUUCUGUACUCCUUUGGCCCAUAGCUAAGGUCAUCCUUCCCCACAGGGGUGGCUUUGGGAUUGGAUGAUACAGCUUUUGCUUCUGUGUAGUAUACCUGUACAUACCUGCUUCAGGCAGCCUUUAAUGUUUUCAGUUGGUUUGUAUUCUGUAGCUCAGUAGCUGCUAAUAAAGUUAAAGAUCCUGUG